Molecule: messenger RNA, 1596 nt
Organism: Triticum aestivum (bread wheat)
Lineage: Eukaryota; Viridiplantae; Streptophyta; Magnoliopsida; Poales; Poaceae
Product: cold-regulated protein 27
Exons: 3
Coding region: 598-1212 (204 amino acids)
Biological process (GO): response to cold; regulation of circadian rhythm
Source: RefSeq, a predicted model, not a curated record
ACGCUGGAAAAGCGCCGGCACGUAGGCGCAAAAAGGGCGUCCAUUCUUUGCCUCUCCCCUGAUAUUUGCGGGCGGAGGAGAAAUACUUCCUUCCUCCGCCCGUCCGCUUGGCUUGCUCAUCCAUUCUUUGCCUGCUUCCUUCCUCCCUCCCUCCGCUCCGCCGCUGCUAUUUCUCUCCCCUCCCCUCCCGUCCCGUCCGGAGAGACCACGCCGGCCGAAUCCCCAUAGAUUUCCAUCCCAUCCCCGCCACGGCUCGCUCGCUCGCUCGAUCGAUCUGCCCUCCGUCGGGGUCGGUUCUUGGCCUGGAUCCUGCGGAAUCUCUUCUUGAUUGUUUUCCGGUUGUUGGGGUUCCAAAUCUCUUCCGCGCCGGUCUCCUCCCCGACCUCCAGGCGGGCUCAAUUCAAGGGGAUUUGCUUCUUCCUUCCUUCCUUCCUUCCUUCCUUGGAUCUCCUUCCCGCCUCUCCGCGCCACAUCUCCCAAAGGAAAUCCGCGGGGAGAUCUUUCUUGUCUCAGGCCAACACAGGCGAAUCCGUUCCUCGGGGUCCUCUGCCUGUCCAUCCCCCUUGUCGGGCUCCUUCUCCUGACAAGUAGAAUCAGAUGGGCGAGGUGUACCUGGAUCGCUCAGUCAAGCCGGAGCCAGCGGACGUCGGCAUUGCCCAGGGCAACCAGGUUACUAACCUGAUGUCGGCGGGAUGGACGGAUGAGAGGCACACGGAUUACAUAAGCUCCAUGGAAGCCUCUUUCAUCAACCGACUCUACAAUCAGGGACACAACGCGAACAAGAAAGAUCCAGGUACCAAUGGGUUCAAGGUUCUCCAAGGUGGAGCUGGAGUGUGGAAGAAAGUCGAGUUUGAGAGGCCCAAUGCUUGUGCUCAAGUCGGGGCCAAACAAAGCCUGCCUGCAAACCCCUGGAUCCAGCAUUUCAGAUCGCGUGAUUGCAGCAGCAGCAGCAGUGCAAGAGGUGAUGGGGCACAAACUUCAGUAGGCGAUCACGAAUCGGGUAUCCGGACUGUCCCUGGGAGCACUCCGUUGUCACACGGAAGGGAAUUGGGAACUUGCAAGGGAGAAAGCCUUCUCGAUGAAAAUUCAGAGGUCUCUGAUCAGAACUUUGCUGACGACAACGAGGCAGAAGUUGGCGCAGAAUCAAGCAAAGCAUGCAAGAAAAGGAGAUUGAGCAGUUCUUCCACUUACUUCACUCAAACGAUCCAGUGAGUUUACAGGAUCAAUUAGCAUAGUCUGUUGCAAGCGUUGACAAAAGCAACACACCCAAUUACUCAAAGAGCCUGCUUGCUACCUCAAAACCUGUUGGAACUUGGAAGCAAGGAUGCUCUGAAGUAAAGCAUGGAAGAGUAUUUCUCGGUAAAUGCGCCACCGGUGAGCACUGGAGGGUUUGUUAACAGAUUAGAUUCUGGUUAUGUAUCUCUAUUUUGCAGUUAAAAGUCGAUUGUGUGGUCCGCUCUAGUGCCCCAUUAUGAGGAACAACAGGCUCACUCACUGCUUAGUAGUGGUAUCGUGGUAGAUAGUAAUAUUGUUUCAUUUUACGGAUGUAAUGAAAUGUUGUUUGCAAUGUGAAUGAAAUGUUCAUGUUUGCCACAA